AUGGUCUAUGGACAACAUAUGAUCACAUCGGGUGCCACAUAUUCUCUGCUAAGGAAGCUGAACCUGCUCGACGAUCGUUCUGUACUUUUCAAUCGUCCGGAGUCUUUCGAAAUUGUUCAUAUGGAAGCUAAAAAACGGAUGCAGAAGAUGCAUGAUGAAAACGAAAAGAGAUAUAAUCUUCGGACAAAGUCAGUAUCUUUCAACGUCGGUCAAGAGGUCUUCCGACGUAAUUUCAAGCAAAGCUGUUUCCAAUCCGGAUACAAUGCCAAGUUUGGGCCGUCGUUUGUCAAAGCCCGGGUGCGCAAGAAAUUGGGUAACUGCUACUACGAAUUGGAAGAUCCACAGGGUCGGUUAUUAGGCACUUACCAUGCCAAGGAUAUUCGCCAGUGA
Drosophila bipectinata is the source of this 390-nucleotide messenger RNA. RefSeq lists its product as uncharacterized. NCBI's taxonomy places the organism in Eukaryota, Metazoa, Arthropoda, Insecta, Diptera, Drosophilidae. The record is from RefSeq and is a predicted model, not a curated record.